Molecule: messenger RNA, 967 nt
Organism: Cimex lectularius (bed bug)
Lineage: Eukaryota; Metazoa; Arthropoda; Insecta; Hemiptera; Cimicidae
Exons: 9
Coding region: 104-949 (281 amino acids)
Source: RefSeq, a predicted model, not a curated record
UAUGACGGCGAGGGGCGUAAAGGUGCAAAACGGAUGAGCGCAGAAGUGGAUCUCUCUUCGUAUCGAUCCGGUCCCCCUGUCAAAUCUGCGACAUCCAACAGAAAUGAUUUUCUAUGACACAAUAUUUCUGAUAUUCGGUUUGUGUGCCGUGUCACUGGCAUUGCCGACAAGCCUUUUAGAGGAUAUGAAAGAUGCACAAUUCCACACUCCCGUCAGAACAAAUAAAGUAAAAAGGGCACAAGAAUUCAUCAUGUUUGGAAAUCAGCAAAAUAGGGCGAUUAAUAAUUUUGGAAGUACUAAAAACGAAAAACGAGCAGCCGAAUUAGAUGACAAUUCGCUAGUUGAUGAGGAAGAACCUAUGCCGACCCUGGUCUCAGAUUUAGAAGAGCAUGUUUAUAACAACAACCAACUUGGACAAGGAAGAGAGCCACAAUCGCACAUUAGCCGGGACUUGUAUUACAACAUGCUUCUAAGGAACCUCGAUCUCUCGCAGAACCUCCAUAACGAACCUGCUUACAAUCUUGACCUUCCCUACUACAACAUAAUGGAAUCAAGGGAAAAGAGGGAAAUUAAGGAAAAAAGUUCAAAAGACCAGGAAUGGAAGAGGGAGGACUCGCUCACCCCCGAAGAGCUUCUCGUUUUGUUAAAAGUCUGGGAAAAUAUGGAAAAGCCAAAUCGGAAACUUGCAAAUCCAAGAUAUUCUUUACAUGAAAAUGAUCCAUAUGAUGAGGAAGAUGAAAUGCCAGUUCUAUCUGAUGACAAUGGACCUUGGUACGACAGAGUUGAUUACUAUUCUCAUCCAUCACGUGAAAGGGAAGUUGCAUGGCCAAGGCAACACAAACGUUUUAUGGUGUCCAAACGAUUUGGCCGGGAUUCGAUCCCACCGGUUAUGCCUUUCCAGGAAGAAUAUGCUGAUGAGAUUCCACUUCGGCGACGGUUUCUGCUUUAAGUAUCUUAGAAGAUCUCC